Messenger RNA from Capsella rubella, 1475 nucleotides. Its product is annotated as serine carboxypeptidase-like 7. The record is from RefSeq and is a predicted model, not a curated record. Gene Ontology annotation, molecular function: acyltransferase activity, transferring groups other than amino-acyl groups; serine-type carboxypeptidase activity. Gene Ontology annotation, biological process: secondary metabolic process; proteolysis. Bases 14 to 1336 code for a protein of 440 amino acids. The transcript is spliced from 14 exons. Lineage: Eukaryota; Viridiplantae; Streptophyta; Magnoliopsida; Brassicales; Brassicaceae.
UUGUAGAAACGAAAUGGCUAACGACUACGUUUCCUCUCUUCUUCUUCUUCUUAUCCUAAUCUUCUUCUACAGUCAGGGUACUCAUUCUGCAUCUACCGUCAAGUUUCUUCCUGGUUUUGAUGGUCCUCUUCCCUUUGAGCUCGAAACCGGGUAUAUUGGCGUUGGUGAGGAAGAGGAAGUGCAACUGUUUUACUAUUUCAUAAAGUCUGAGAGGAAUCCAGAAGAAGACCCUCUUCUGCUCUGGCUAAGUGGAGGACCUGGCUGCUCUUCUAUCUCUGGUCUUCUUUAUGAGAAUGGGCCUGUGACUGUGAAGCAUGAGGUUUACAAUGGAACUCUUCCUUCCUUGGUCUCUACGACAUAUUCAUGGACUAAGAUUUCGAGUAUAUUAUAUUUGGAUCAGCCUGUUGGAACUGGCUUCUCCUACUCAAGAACUCCAUUUGUUAAUAAACCCAGUGAUUCAGGAGAAGCCAAGAGGAUCCAUGAGUUUCUUCACAAGUGGCUAGGCAGGCAUCAAGAGUUUCUCUCCAACCCUUUCUAUGUCGGGGGGGAUUCUUAUUCCGGUAAGAUCAUCCCGGCACUCGUUCAAGAAAUCUCAAAAGGAAAUUAUUUAUGUUGCAAACCUCCAAUAAAUCUUCAGGGGUAUGUUCUUGGAAACCCAUCAACAGAAAGUGAUACUGAUAAAAACUAUCGCAUUCCAUAUGCGCAUGGAAUGGCACUGAUCUCAGAUGAACUCUAUGAGUCAAUGAAGAGGAUCUGCAAAGGAGAAUAUAUAAAUGUUGAUCCACGUAACACAAAAUGCUUGAAACUCGUGGAAGAAUAUGAAAAGUGCACUGAUAGAAUAAACAAACCACUUAUAUUAACGCCAGACUGUGAAGAGACAUCUCCUGAUUGCUAUGAUUAUCGGGGUUUGUUAACAACCUACUGGGCCAAUGAUGAGAGUGUGCAGAGAGCUCUUCAUGUCAAUAAGGGGAGUAUAGGGGAAUGGGUACGUUGUGAUUGGGACAUGCCUUACACUCAUGACAUUAAAAGCAGUGUUCCCUACCAUAUGAAUAACAGCAUCGAUGGCUAUACUUCUCUCAUCUUCAGUGGUGAUCACGACAUGGAAGUGCCUUUCCUUGGAACGCAAGCUUGGAUUAGGUCUCUUAAUUAUUCUAUCAUUGAUGACUGGAGACCUUGGAUGAUAGGCGAUCAAAUCGGAGGGUACACGAGGAGUUAUGCCAAUAAGAUGACAUUUGCUACAAUCAAAGCAAGGAGGAGGACACACACCAGAGUACAAACCAGAGGAGACUUCCAUCAUGUUCAAAAGGUGGUUCAGUGGUCAGCCUUUGUAACAUGAUGAAGCCAUAGUUGCUGUUCGAUCAGAAAGCAAUUUUAAAUUUCUUCUAUAUCCUUUUCAUUAAAACAAAUUGCGUUUUACAGUAAAACUAUUCUUAGAUACAAAAAGCUCGCUCAACCACAAGAGUUUAACUGGUUCA